ACUCGCUCCACCGAGGCGGCAGGAAUGGGAGGGAUUGUGUUGCGUCCUUGUUCGCCUCGGUUUACUCCGUAGAAACACGAUAUCAGCGUCAGGCAAGCCGAGAUUCAGCAGAAAUAUAAGACAGAUAUAAUUAUUACCUGUAGUCCACCUCUUCCAAACUUACUCAGCCUUGGACCUCCACGUGGUAAUGUGCAGCGACUAUAUUAUGCCAAUGUCUCUCUCACAAGAAGUGAUAGUUGCCCUUGUAGGCCUCAUAAUCGCCCUCCCAUCAACAUGCAUUGCCUUCCGGUAUUGCCUCCGACGGUCUCGAGAACGCUCAACUAACCACGUCCACGACCUCGAAGUUCAAAUACGCGAUUUCCCACUGCCAUGCAUGACUCGGACUUUGUCAGCGCCUACCCUGACAUUCCAGGCGUCCUGGCCUUCACCUAAGAGGCCUGAGCCGGUCCAUCUAGCCCCCUCGAGGACCGUUUCACUUCAGUCCGAGGAGAUGGAGAACUUCAAAACCCCCGAGCUGCCUCAAGGGACAACCCUAAUCAACAGCAUGACGGAGGCCACCCUUAAUACUACACAGGGCAAGACUCACCAGGUCGAGGGGGGAGUGAAGCUGUCGAGGACGGGGGGUAGUAAGGCCUGUACCUCUUUGAAUGUUGAGAUGCACAGGAAUAGCAGGCUUUGAGCCAGAAUUCUCCUGACGAAGUAGGGGGUAAAUGGACAAACGGCCAGUCCACACAACCCCCAAGUAGGAUGGUGGGUGUUAAAAUACAAGCAUGUUAAAGGAUAUGGACCUGGCUUUGUAGUUUUCUCUUGUCGCGAUAGCUGUUGCUAAUAGAUGAAUGUUCUGCCUUCGAACCAUGGAGCUCCUGGAGGCAACAGG
Messenger RNA from Chaetomium fimeti, 877 nucleotides. RefSeq lists its product as uncharacterized. Bases 188 to 679 code for a protein of 163 amino acids. The record is from RefSeq and is a predicted model, not a curated record. Lineage: Eukaryota; Fungi; Ascomycota; Sordariomycetes; Sordariales; Chaetomiaceae. The transcript is spliced from 2 exons.